CUCGGCAUUCUCUCUACCUCCAUUGCCCGUGAGCGAGGCGAGCGUCAAAACUCUUGAAUGAUACUCUCUAACUUUUUAGGAAUCUUCCAUGGAUCUGAUGAAACCCUUUUGUUAGAAUCACUGUCUGAUAUUGUUGUAUUGUGUGUUUUUUGUUUUCUUCAGCAAAAAUACAAAAAAAAAAAAAAAUCUUAUUAAUACUAAGAGUGUUCGGACAUAGCUGCGUUAAUGCAGACCAGAAUCUCGCCAUCUGCCAUCUCCAAAGCUUUGUCAUCCGUCGCGAACCUUAAAGAGCUUCGCCGGAUCCACGCCUUCGUGAUUUCUUUAGGCCUCGAUGGCUCCGACUUCUUCUCCGGCAAGCUCAUUGACAGUUACUCUCAUCUCAGGGACCCGGGCUCUUCACUCUCCAUUUUCCGGCGAGUUUCGCCGGCGAGAAAUAUCUAUCUCUGGAACUCGGUCAUCAGAACGUUUUCCCAAAAUGGGUUGUUCUCUAAAGCCAUUGAAUUUUACGGAAAGCUUCGGGAAACUGAUGUAUCUCCUGAUAAGUACACGUUUCCGUCAGUCAUCAAAGCCUGCUCCGGAUUGCUCGACGAGGAAAUGGGAAGUUUCGUGCACAAAGAUGUCACCGAUCUGGGGUUCGGAUCUGAUCUGUAUGUGGGCAAUGCGCUUGUCGACAUGUACUCGAGAUUGGGAUUGCUGGGUAGAGCACGAGAAGUGUUCGACGAAAUGACUGUUAGGGAUCUCGUUUCUUGGAACAGUAUGAUUUCCGGGUAUACCUCCAAUGGGCAUCACGAAGAAGCUGUUGAACUUUAUUACAGGUUGCGGAGUUUUGGGAUGGUGCCGGAUUCUUACACGGUUUCAAGUGUUUUGUCGGCUUUUGGGAAUUUGCUGAUUGUCAGGGGAGGACAGGCAGUUCAUGGGUUUGCUCAGAAGACAGGAACUAUCUCCGCUGUUAUGGUUGGUAAUGGAGUAAUUGCAAUGUACUUGAAAUUCAGUAGACCAGAGAAUGCAAGACUGAUUUUUGAUGAGAUGGGUUUUCGAGAUUCCAUCAGUUACAACACUAUGAUCUGCGGGUAUUUUCAGUUAGUGAUGUUUGAAGAAUCUGUCAAGCUUUUCAUGGAAACUCUGGAUCAGUUCAAACCCGAUAUCUUAACAGUCACUUCUGUUCUCCGUGCCUGCGGCCAUCUCCGAGACCUGCGGCUGGUAAAAUGCGUCCAUGACUAUAUGGUGAGAGCUGGAUUUGUGCUUGAAACUACUACAAACAAUAUUCUAAUCGACGUGUACGCAAAGUGCGGUGACAUGGUUUCUGCAAGGGAUGUAUUCAAGAACAUGGAACAUAGGGAAUCUGUCUCAUGGAAUUCGAUAAUCAGUGGAUAUAUUCAAAGUGGUGAUCUUAUGGAAGCUGGGAAACUCUUUAAGAUGAUGAAAAGGAUGGAAGAGCAGACCGAUCCCAUCACUUAUCUGAUGCUUCUCUCUGUUUCUACACGGUUAGGAUACUUGUACUUUGGCAGAGGGUUACAUGCCGAUGCAAUGAAAUACGGGUUUCACUCAGAUCUUGCAAUUAGUAAUGCAUUGAUUGAUAUGUAUGCUAAAUGUGGUGAAACCGAUACUGCGAUGGAGAUCUUUGACAGAAUGGAAACUCGUGAUAUCGUAACAUGGAACACUGUCAUUUCAGCAUGUGUUCGUUCCGGAGAUUUUGCCACCGGGUUGCAGUUAACUACUCUGAUGAGGAGUAGGGCAGUGUCGCCCGACACGGCCACUUUCUUAGGUAUGUUGUCUAUGUGUUCUUCACUAGCUGCAAAACGACAAGGCAAGGAGAUCCAUUGCUGUCUUGUAAGGUUUGGGUUUGAAGCUGAGUUGGAAAUCGGGAACUCGCUGAUUGAAAUGUACUCCAAAUGUGGUGGUUUGAAGGAUUCUGUCCGAGUCUUCGAGCUUAUGAACAGAAAAGACGUCGUGACAUGGACAGCGUUGAUCUAUGCCUAUGGAAUGUACGGUGAGGGCGAGAAAGCCAUGGAAGCCUUCUCCGACAUGGAAGAAUCCGGCAUAGUUCCCGAUAACGUUGCCUUCGUAGCCAUAAUCUAUGCUUGCAGCCACUCAGGUUUGGUAGAAGAGGGACUGGCUUGCUUCGACAGGAUGAAAAGCCAUUACAGAAUCACACCUAAGGUGGAACAUUACGCUUGUGUGGUUGAUCUGUUGUCCCGUUCUCAUCAGAUUUCUAGAGCCGAGGAAUUUAUGGAAGCAAUGCCCAUGAAACCAGAUGCUAGCAUGUGGGCGUCUCUACUUAGCGCUUGUCGAGCAAGCAGAGACAUGGAAACUGCAGAACGAGCGUCUGAAAAGAUAAUGGAACUGGACCCGGAAGAUCCCGGUUACUCUGUUCUAGCGUCCAACGCUUAUGCAGCCAUGGGAGAAUGGGAAAAGGUGAGCAUAAUCCGAAAAUCCGUGAAAGAUAAACACCUGAGGAAGCAUACUGGAUAUAGCUGGAUCGAAAUCGGUAAAAGAUUGCACGUUUUCCGGUCAGGAGAUUCAUCAGUUCCUCAACCUGAAGAAAUCGGCAAGUCACUGGAGAUUCUCUACAGUCUGAUGGCCGAAGAAGGGUACGUUCCCGAUCUAAGAGACGUGUCUCAGAAGCUCGAGGAGGAAGAGAAGAAGAGAAAUUUGAUAUGUGGACACAGCGAAAGGCUUGCUAUAGUGUUUGGACUAUUGAACACAGAAGCAGGGACGCCAUUGCAGGUGAUGAAGAAUCUUCGGGUCUGUGCAGAUUGCCAUAAGUAUAUGCACUGCCAUGGCUUCCAGCCCUGGCGGCGGAGCAACCUCCCAGAUUCCGGCGGGCCUCGCCGUGACGUCGACCACCCCUAUCCGGCGACCUCCGCCGCAUACAAUGCAGACCCUUCCUCUCCCGGCGGCGAUCUGCUCGGCGUUCCGAAACUCCGGCGCCUCGACCACCGCUUCCCAACGGUCACCGUCGUCGUCGUACUUCCGGAGCUGGCCGUUUACUUCCUCCACCACGUACAGCUCAUCCUCGUCGUCCAUCUCGCUCGCCGCCGGUCCCUUCCAACCGGAGAUCAUGCCACGUGGCAUAUCAUCCCACCGGUCGGAAUCCAGGUCGUAGACGGCUCCUUGUUUGACGGCGUUGCCUUUUACGUUCACCAUGCACAGCUUCCCUUUAUACCUACCCUUGUGUAUCCACAUUUAUUUUAUUAGCUCACUCGCCCACCAUAUAUUAUAUAAAUUUCACUUUCACCUAU
Tarenaya hassleriana is the source of this 3242-nucleotide messenger RNA. RefSeq names its product pentatricopeptide repeat-containing protein At3g03580. The transcript is spliced from 2 exons. The record is from RefSeq and is a predicted model, not a curated record. Lineage: Eukaryota; Viridiplantae; Streptophyta; Magnoliopsida; Brassicales; Cleomaceae. Gene Ontology annotation, biological process: RNA modification. Gene Ontology annotation, molecular function: protein binding; zinc ion binding; RNA binding. The coding region runs from base 226 to 3198 and encodes 990 amino acids.